Culicoides brevitarsis is the source of this 2788-nucleotide messenger RNA. Its product is annotated as tubulin glycylase 3B-like. NCBI's taxonomy places the organism in Eukaryota, Metazoa, Arthropoda, Insecta, Diptera, Ceratopogonidae. The record is from RefSeq and is a predicted model, not a curated record. The coding region runs from base 597 to 2741 and encodes 714 amino acids. Gene Ontology annotation, cellular component: axoneme; microtubule cytoskeleton. The transcript is spliced from 8 exons. Gene Ontology annotation, biological process: cilium movement; protein polyglycylation; cilium assembly. Gene Ontology annotation, molecular function: protein-glycine ligase activity, initiating.
UCUGUUCAAACAUAUCCCCGACGAUAAAUAAUAAAUUUGUUCCACCGAUUGAUUUAUCGUUUCGUUUUUGGUUUGAAGUGCCUCGAUUUCUUCCAUAUUUCAUCCGCAAAAAAAAAAUAAGAGAAAAAAAAGAGAGAAAAGGACCAAAUUACAAAGUGAAGUGACCAGAAAAGAAAUUUUUUAUAUGAAAAAAUAAUAAAAAUGGAAUAAAAAAGCAAUGCUAAGAGCUUAAGCUGUAAUAAGACUAUAAAAUAAAGGACUUAUCGCCUUAUGUGAGAGACACUGAUUACAUUGCUUGAACAUAUUACGAGGAUAUGAAUACCGCUCAGUGAUUAUUAUUAUGUCAGAUUUAUCUCUUGUAGUAUUGGAAUAAUAAAAAAAAGUGUUGUGAACGAAAAAAAAAGAAAUCUAGAUAAAAAUCAGGGAUUAUACUUACACAAGUGUCUGCAUCUUACAAUCUAUUUAUCUCAGAUAACGAAUUAUUUAACGAUUUGCCAGCCAUCUGAUACGAAAAAAGUCCCGCCUAUCAACCGAUCAAGUGCAAAAAAGGUCCGAAAACGGAGAGAAUCAAGUAUCGCGUCUACAAAAAAUCAAUAAUGGACCAAAUGGCGGUCAAUAGUUACGGGCAGGAGAUGCUAAACAAGUACAUUUACUACAAGCAUCGCGUUAAUCGUGCUCUCGAGGAAGGUCGUAUCUUCCGCAUUGUCGGCCAUUACGAUUGGCCUCGCAUUCGUACAGAAAUGGCGAAACGUGGAUGGAUCGAAAAGCGUCAAUUUGCCUCGGAUAACCCAAUUGUCGAUUUGCCACAUUCCAUCUUGCUGGAAGAAGCUGAGCCGGGAAAUAAUUACGAACUUGCUCUCAUUGCCCGGAUGAUAGGACGAACAAAACCGACGUGGAUGUGGAUGAUGAACGGCAAAUACUACUAUCGGAAUCUCGAUAUUCCGAUCAUGAACAAACUUUACGUGCGGAAUUGCAAUUUUGGCGGGAAAGAUGGUUUGCAGCAAUAUUUUGAGGUUAUGGAUUACGGAUCGCAUCCACGUGGUUAUAAUUUGAUCGAAUGCAAGUGUUUGGAAGUUUUUGUGGAAGAUUAUUAUUUGACGGCAGCAACAAGUUUAAUACUUUUCCUCGAUAACCAUCAAAGUUUGGUAGAUCGUUUCGCAAAAGGCGAAGAGAAUUGUGUUCCAUGGUCCGCCAUAAUUACUGUUUUUCAAUUUGUCACGCAGCAUAUUGACAGUGCGCAAUAUGGCAUGAGUGUGUCGCAGGAAAAUUGUAAGAACAGUGGUUUAAAUGAGCAAAAGGCGAAGGUUAUUCUCGCUACUUAUCUUAAUAUCGUGAAAAAUGGCAUGCGGAUCGAGACGUAUCACAAAAAUGUGCAAGACCAUAUUCCGAUAAUUAGGACAAUUGCACAGAAAGUGCGGGAUACGUGGCCACAACGCAUUCACGAUGGGUACAUGAAUACGUGGCUGUUGAAGCCCGCCUACAGUGGUCAAGGUAAUGGCAUCAUCAUGUCAGCAGACAUCGAAGAAAUUGUCAAUAUCGUCAAAGAGGAUACCGAUACCAAGAAAUACAUUGUCCAAAAAUACAUUGAGCGUCCAUUGUUGGUGCACAACACAAAAUUCGAUUUGCGGCAAUAUUUUCUCCUUACGGUACACAAAAAUAAGAUGCGUGGCUGGGCACACUCCAAAUGUACUGUCAGAUUGGCAUCCGAGGAAUUUACGUUUGAUAGAUUUUCCCGAGCAAUUCACAUCACAAAUACGGCAGUCCAGAGACGCUUUAAGAAACGCUCUAAUGAACAUUUGCCACACUUACAUUGGGGCAUAAAGGAUCUCGUGCAGUAUUUGUGGAAAAUGGGGAAACCGCAUGCCUGGCAGGAGAUUAUUUUUCCACAAAUUAAACGGACCUUGGUGUCAUUCAUGAAGUCGGCAGCACCAAAUAUCGAACAACGUCCCGGCAGAUAUGAGAUAUUUGGCUGUGAUUGGCUCGUUACGGAGGACUUGCAAACUUACAUGCUCGAGAUAAAUCGCUCCCCGGCACUUUACUAUUACUCUGAAGUGUCGGUCGAUGUGGUUGGCACUGUGAUGAACGACUUAAUUAAAGUUACCGUUGACUACAUGAAGGAUGAGACGGCAUCAACAGGUGGCUUUGAAUUGAUUUGCGAAAUUGACAUGUCAACACUCGAGCCGUUUGACGUUGAUUGGAGUCAGUACUAUCGUCCGCGCAAGAGUGUGACACCAACAGACGACAUUCACGAUUACUUGUACGAAGUUACGCGUCAAAGUAGCGUCGAACCGUGUCCCGAUGAAAACAUUAUUCCUCGCCCGCCAUCACCGCCGCCGCUUCCCCUGCCCGAACCAGAUCCAAAUAUGACAAAAUUACCAAAGAAAUCCGAGGUAAAAACAACACAAAAACAACCGCAACAAAAGCCAGUUGCUCUUCCAACUAUUGUCAUCGAUGCACCGCCGCAACAACCAGAAGAUCGCAAAAAAGUAUUACAAGAAACGACAAAAGGAAAUAUAAUGACAGGUACAAGUAGCACCGAGAAAAAAAUCGAAGAAAAAAUGUACAUAAUACCGCCGAACAAGAAACGAGCUCGCAACGAGGACAACAAAAGCCAAGACAGCAACAAGACUAACAAUGAAAAGAGUAACAACAAAAAUUCAGAUAAUAGAGAAAAUACUUUAUCGCAACCGGAAAUGGGGCAAGAUUUUGAUCCUUAUGGAGAAACUUUAAUUACUUAUUAAAAUUUAUUUUGUACUUUGGAGAUUACGGAACAUUAAAAAAUUAAGAG